Racocetra persica is the source of this 256-nucleotide messenger RNA. Lineage: Eukaryota; Fungi; Glomeromycota; Glomeromycetes; Diversisporales; Gigasporaceae. The record is from the annotation of a GenBank genome assembly.
CGUGAACAUAAUUCACAUCUUGUUUUUAAUAUUAUUGAUAGAGAUUGUCCAAAAAUUAUUGAUACCAUAUCACAAUUUCUUAGCCAAUUAAUAGAAAAAUGUUGGAAUAAAAAUCUACUUCAAAGACCAAAUACAACUAGAAUUGUAAAAUUUCUUAAAAAUAUUUUAAAAAGAAUACAAAGUAAAGAACUUUGUAUACCUAAAGCAAAAAUUUUAUUUCUAUUGAUCGAAGAAAAAUAUUUUAAAUCAAUGUAUG